CUCAUGUCAAAGUCGAAGUCAAAGUCGGAGUCGGAGUCAAAGUGAAGCAUUUUACUGCAGACCACUCUGGAGUCGAUGUGAAAGAAGGUUGUGCUAUAUCUAAAUAUUAAACAAAUAAUCUAACUAAAUAACUUAAGCAAAAAACCAAAACAAAAAACGGAGCAAUAUAUAUAUAGAAAGAGAGAGAGAGGGUAUACGGGGUGCGUGUACUCAUAAGUAGUUUAUAAAAUUUUAUUGAACGACCCAAAACUGGAAACGGAAACGGCGACGUUGACGACACAAUGUCUGUGGACUUUAUACUGCCCAAUCGCAACAAGAUACAAACGAUUGCCUAUGCGAGCAAGAAAUAUGCGCCGGCCACCGAAUCCCACAGCUGGCGACGCCCCAAGUCAAAGCCGAGCAACAGCAGCAGCAGCAGGAACGGGCACGGGCAGACGCUGCGCAAACUGAGGCCGUCGGUUGCAUCCAAUGUGGACAAGUCGCACCCGGUGCUGCGCAAUGCCAAUAACAAUAACAGUAGCACACACAAUGGCAAGAUGACGCUCAAGUCUGGGCCCAAUAAGGAGUCUAAGCGCGGCGGCAGAGCUGCGCUCAAGCGUGACCUAAUCGAGCUGGACGAGGAUGAGGCCAAUGUGGCGGCUGCCCAGCCGGACGAUGAGCAGCAAUUGGAAUGGUUCGCAGCACAGUCCCUGGUGCAAAUGAACUCCAAGCAGGAGCGACGACUGGGAGCGGGAGCAGCAACAGGAACUGUAGCUGGCGUUGGAGCGGGCACAGUGAAAGCAGUAACAGCAGCCGCAGUAUCUAUGCGCCGUCCAGUGGCCUUUGGUCGCGCCCCAGCCGAGGAUGGCAAGGUGAUCUUCUAUGCGCCGCCGGCAAAUGCCAAUGGCGCACCCAGAGAGCCGCAGCCGAUUGCCGUAAAGCGCGAACGGGAGCAACAAGUGGCUGCAGCCAUAUAUAGGGGACGCAGCGUGGAGGAGACGGAGGCGGCACACGAUCUGCUGUCGUUGUCGCAAAGUCUGCCACCGCUAAUACCGCCCUGUGUGGUGACCAUUAUGAAGCAGGAGAUACUACAGAAGCCGCCGGAACAACUGCCCGUUAUGCAGGAGAUUUCGAACAAGUCGCCGCCGUAUCAGAGCAGCAGCAGCAGCAGCUCCAACAUUCGGUUCAUUGGCAGCAGCUCGUACGAUCUGUUGAAUAGCGCGCCGGAAACAUCGAACAAUUGUUCGCCGCUGACGCCGCCCAAUUCCGAUCACAGCUCAGAUGUGGACAUCGAUAUGUCCUCCUCGUCCGAAUCCGGCCAGCUGCACUGGAACAAGCAGCCGCAGCCGCCGCAGCAGCGUGCCUCCGCUCUAAAGAUGUGUCUCAACAUGCUCGACGGCCGCACCAAGGCCAGCAAGGCGGCCACCAAGGACAAGGAGCAACAGCAGCAGCAGCUGCGUCCAAAAAGUGUCACCAGCAGCCAAAGCAGCAGCAGCAGCAGCAGCUCCUCGACAACUGGAGGAGGAGGCGGAGGAGGAGUAGCUGCACCCGCCGGCGAGAACUAUGCCAAGCGCAAGCGCGGCUGCUACAAGUGCUCCGAGUGCGGCAAGCAAUAUGCCACCUCGAGUAAUCUGUCGCGCCACAAGCAGACGCAUCGCUCCCUCGACUCGCAGUCGGCCAAGAAGUGCAAUACCUGCGGCAAGGCUUACGUCUCGAUGCCGGCCCUGGCGAUGCAUCUAUUGACGCACAAGCUGUCGCACAGCUGCGAUAUCUGUGGCAAGUUAUUCUCGCGCCCGUGGCUGCUGCAGGGCCAUCUGCGCUCCCACACCGGCGAGAAGCCGUACGUGUGUGUGCAGUGCGGCAAGGCCUUUGCGGAUCGCUCCAAUCUGAGGGCUCACAUGCAGACGCACUCGGGCGACAAGAACUUCAAGUGCCUGCGCUGCAACAAAACCUUUGCGCUCAAAUCGUAUCUGAACAAGCAUCUGGAGUCGGCCUGUCUGCGGGAUGCAGGCAAGAAUGUGGACGGCGAUAACGAUAUUGAUGGCGACGGCGAUGAGGAUCUGGACGAUGAGGAGGAGGCGGAGGAUCUGAAGCAUGACGAACUCGAGCCGGACGAGCUGGACAGCGAUGAGAACAGCCAGGAUAUUGUGGUAGCUUAAGCUUAUCUAAUAUAGUAUGCCUAACUAAAACUUUAAGAAACUUUAUACCGAAAAUCCUAUAAGCAAUACUCGAGCACCCUUAACGAGAAAGAAGGAAAUAUAUAAAUCAAAUCAGUCAACUAGCAGCUUAUUCUGAGUAGUUUUGAGCAUGUGGAGCAUGUGUUGGUAACGUCUUGGAUGCCAGAUCUAGAUCUCGAAGAGUCAAUAGCAGUUAUACUACAUAUUAUUAUUAUAUUAUACAUUAUUAUUAACUUAUAUUAUUGACAUUAUCUGACCUUUUCCGGUCCGGAAUGAGCGAAUCUCUCCAAGUUGGGCAUUUUUAUUGAAUGAAACAAAAACAAAAAACAAAAAAACAAAAGGUUUAAUAUGAAAUCCAAAAUGUAACUUAUAGUAAAAAUCUGACACAACGAAUAUUAUGGAACAUAAGUAGAAAUUCUAUAUAUACACACAGAUCAAAUAAGCAUAUAUACAAGAAGCAAUGAAAAAGCAACAAACAAACAAACAAAAAGCAAAUUAUAUAUAUAUAUAUAUAUACAUACCUAUAUCUAUAUAAAUUAUAUGAGUACAUAGCGAGCAGAACCAAUUUGCAUGUUUUUUGGUAAAAAAAAAAAAACAAAUACCUACUUUAAGGCAUCGUUUUAGGGCUCUAGAGUUUAUAUAGGUACAUAACUUAAUAGAUGAGUACUACGAGUAUUAUGUCUAACUCGAACGAGUACUACGAGUAUUAUGUCUAACUCGAACGAGUACUACGAGUAUUAUGUCUAUCUCGAACGGAUACUCGUAUAAGGUAAAAAGAAUAAAAAGAACAGCUCAUUUCGAAACUUAGCAACUAAUUAACUAGUGGACUUUUUAGCACUUCCUGUAACUAUCUAUCGCUCUUAGUCUUUUGAAUAUUUACUUAACACAAGGCAUCAAGUUCGGUAGGCCAACAACAAGCAACAGAUUAGCAAUGAAAAAUGAUAAUACUCACAAUUUUAAAACUGCAACAACUUUAUAUUCGAACCCUAUUUAAGAUGAAUAACUUCCAUAAUAUGCUCUAACUCGAUAAACUACAAAAAACUACUUCAAUUACUUAGAAAUGAUUAAAUUAUAAUUAAUGAGAAAACAAUUUAGAAACAUAUCACAAGGACAAUACUUAAACAUAAAUGCAUUCAAUUUAAAAAUAUAUAAAAAAUGUAAAAAAAAAAACAAAAAAAAAACAAAGAAGCAAAGAACAUAAGCAAGAUUCAAUUAAGAUAUAGAACGUACAUUCUCAUACAAAAACCAAAAAUACAAUUUGCAACAUAGUUAUUUUAUUACUAGAUUUAAAUUAUGUACAUAUUAACCAGAUUAUAAACUAAUUUUAUACAAAAAGUAAUUCCCAAACGGAACACUAACUUCGGCCCGAAGUCGAAGUUCGCUAAUCCGCGCAAAUGUCUGAUAAAAUUUGGGUAAAUUUCCAUAAUCCAAUUGCGCGGGUUAACUCCGAGAAGUUUGGGCAAGCAUCUGAAAGUUUCAAGAGAUGUUCGAUGUUCGAUUCGAUGUUCGAUGUUCGAAGCGGGAAGUGGGAAGAGGAAGAGGAAGACGAUGCGAAAGUAGAUGAAGCACUUGUAAAACAAAAUGACAACUAAAAGCAAUUCCAAAAGUAAGUGACAUAGUUUUAACAAAACGUAACUCUAUAAAAUCGAAAAAAGUAUAUAUAUUAUAAAAUGCAUAUAUACACCAAACAUGUAUUUAUUUUACGCGUAGUUUUUAUUCCGAAACCGUAAUGAUAAAAACUAAAAAAUAACAAAUAUAAAAGCAAAAAAACAUUUAAUUAAAUUGUCAAUUACGAUUAUUUCAUAAUUUAAGAAUUAUAAAGCUGACGCUGAUAGAGGUUAUUUUUUAAUGCAUAUAUAAAAGUAUAUAUAUACGAUAUAUUGAGAAAGAGGCAGUUUUAUAUCAAAAUUAAGCAUAGUGAAAAAACACAAACAAAAACAUUGAAAACAAUUCGAACUUAAUUAUACAACGAGAAAGAAAACAAAAAACAAACAAAACAAAAAACAAAAUAUAUAUAUUAAUUAUUAACUUC
This is a messenger RNA of Drosophila montana, 4188 nucleotides long. RefSeq names its product GDNF-inducible zinc finger protein 1. The record is from RefSeq and is a predicted model, not a curated record. Bases 282 to 2138 code for a protein of 618 amino acids. Gene Ontology annotation, biological process: regulation of DNA-templated transcription. Lineage: Eukaryota; Metazoa; Arthropoda; Insecta; Diptera; Drosophilidae. Gene Ontology annotation, molecular function: RNA polymerase II cis-regulatory region sequence-specific DNA binding; DNA-binding transcription factor activity, RNA polymerase II-specific. The transcript has 2 exons.